This is a messenger RNA of Rhagoletis zephyria (snowberry fruit fly), 1274 nucleotides long. Lineage: Eukaryota; Metazoa; Arthropoda; Insecta; Diptera; Tephritidae. The record is from RefSeq and is a predicted model, not a curated record.
AUGAACACCUUCAAGCUGCUGGGCAUGAGCGAGUACUACCACAAGGCGUCGCACUACGUCGCCCACCACCUGCCCAAAGUCUUUCGCGCCCGCCUCCUGCCGCCCUCUCUCAGCCUCUACCCCAGCCUAGUCACCGCCUACCACCUGACCGGCAACCGGAAGUACUACAACCACGCCGUCGACAUUGGCCUCCACGAGGUGCGCCACCUGUGGCCGUUGGAGGCGGCGGUGCUGCACUCCGCCGGGAGCGCACCAAAACGCGCCGAGUACCUCGCCAAACUGGAGACCGACUUUGACACGCUCUUUGAUGAGCACACCUACGACCGCGACUCCAUGUGGAAGCACUACUGGAUGCUCGUGAACUUGCACCGCUACUCCGCCUUCUCCACCAACUUCACCAUCACCAACUUCAACUACUGGCUGCGGCUGUGCACCGAGACGGUCGCUAUGGAGAACUUCGAGCUGACGCCAAAGCUGUUCAGCACCCGCCGCUGGCCGAAACUGCAGUACAUCAGCCCACUGGAGGGCUCCAUGCACAGCGUCGACUGCGCCUGGGGCGCCACCAUGGUGCUCGCCUCGCAGGCCACUGUCGACUCGGUGCUGCUUGGCCGAGGCAGCCGCCCUACAGCCCCCGCCAAUGUGCAGCUCGUCUGGUCGGACGGCCGACUGCUGAACACCGGCCUCAACAUCACCGACACCUGUCGGCUGGGGGCGGCCGUCAGCCCUCACCGGCUGCCCCUCCAUCGAAUGGCCCUCGACGAGGACCUGGAGGAGGUGGACGAGGCGACGCUGGCCACCAUCAAUCAGAUCAACGGCGGAAGCGGAAACGGAAACGGUGGUGCUGGCAAUGGCUACGAUGACCUCAGCGCCGACAUCGCCUUUGGCGGUGGCAGUCCUCAUAAGUUCCUCUGCGAACCCUCGAACUUCCUGCGCUCUCGAUCCCCGCCGACUCCUGCCGCCCUGAGCAGCACCUAUCACCUGAGCAGCAUGGGCAGCUACCAGUUGCAGUCUCAGCUGGCCCUGUCCUACUUCGUCGCCUACCGCGUCACCCGCAACGAGUACUACCGAGAGUUCGCCUGGGAGCAUUUUCUGGCGCUGGUGGAGCGCUGCCAGAAGGAGCCCAGCCACGCCUAUGCCUCGCUGACCAAGGACGGUCUGGUGAAUGUGCUCAAGUACCCCUCCGACCCCGCAGAGCAGGCCUCGGUCUUUUUCGGCGAGGUCAUGCGCUACCUGUACCUUACUUUUGAUGACGUCUGGAAGUAUCCUCUGCAGAA